AUGAUUCCUUCACAAAGUGGGACAUCAUCAUCCUCUUUUCGUGUUGGCGUUUCCAAUGGCAAUACGAUGAACGCACAUUCAACAGCAGGAGCUAUGGUAGCAGAUUAUUAUAAUCGGACAUUGGUGGUUUUGGGAGAAAAUGUUUUUGAUCCGAAUCAAGCAUUCGUUGAGGAGUUUGAUUUGUUAAUUGAAAGUAAGAAGGCAAAAAAGCAAUUGAAGUACUUAAAACCACAAUGGAGCGUUACACUUGAAACCAUAUUAGAUCAUUGUCGAAUGGUGAAUGAUAUAUUUCCCGAAGAGGCAGGAAUUUGUGUAGCACUCCAACAUCACAGUAGCGAAAUAGCCAUGAUGAACGAUUGGAGUUGGGAACAACAAAGUUUUCUAGCGAUUUCAAGCAAACUUGCUACUGAAAUUGACCAAUUACACGGAACACCAUCGGAUAUUGAAAAAAAGACUUCCCCAUAUCCAUUUCCUACAAUUCAACAGCUUGAAAGAUUAUGUCAAAAUAUAUUUCUACAAAUAUUUUCUCACACCGAUGUCAAAGCAAGAGAGAAGACCCAACACAAUGUGAAUUCUAGUUUUAAAGUAAUUUAUGUCACCAAGUGUUCAUUGGAACAGCAAGAACAUAUGGAGCUUAAAACUCAAUUAAUUGCAAAUUUUGCCACAAUUUUUGAAAAACAAUUUGAAAAAUUUAAAUCUGAAAUUCGACAAUUUAUGCAUCACACUCCGGAUACUAGCUCGACCUUCAAUGUUAUGGAGUACCAACUCAAAAUGCAACAAUUUAAAUUCUUUUCAUCUUUCAGUGAGGAAGAUCUCGACAAACUUUCAUGUACCUUGGAUAUUAUAAUGCCCAUUCCAAAAAUGAAAGAUGUUUUUGAUCAUGUCGAUGAAGAGACAACAUUUGUUUGUCAGACCUUCGAUCAAAAUACCUCACAAUUCAAAAUCAAUCCAGCUCCAUUUGCAUCUGUAAAAAUAUGGGAUAUUGAAAGAGACAGCUUUGAUCGGAUACUACGUGAGAGAAUUGCUCAAAAACAGUAUGGACUUGUAGUUAUUGCUGUACAAGGGAUUCCCAUGAGAGAUGUCUCUGAAGGAACUUCAAACUAUGAUGUAUUCUUGGCAUGCAAAGGCAUCACUUUUGAUAUCAUUCAGGACGUGAAUAUUUCCUCAGGUGUUAUCAAUUUGAAGUGGGUUCGAGCAGAUCCAAACAAAAGAACCAUUGAACACUUGUACACUACAAAAUCUGUACAUAGAAUUACGCCGAUUACUCCCUACACUUUACCGACGAUUUGUUUGAUGCGACACUUGUCCACUAAAAAGCCCGUGACACUCGUCUAUGAAUCAGAAUACAACAAGACACACAAUCACUCACCCACUCAUCUCAUAUUACAACAUGGACAGGAUGUUUAUUUGCAUGUUCUACAUUUGAACAAGGUAUUCCAGCCCUAUGUUUCCAUCUCUCAAAGUGAAGAAAAUACCACAAAGUAUCGAGUGAAUGAAUUUGUGGAUGUCAUUAAUAUCCACUUGGUGAGAAUUAACGUGAAGCGAGACACUGAGAAGAACUCACGCACUACCGAAGAUUCAGAGCAUGCCCUCAUGAAGCAUAAUAAUUUUAUUUACAAUACUCCAUCCAGCAUUGAGAGAAGCACGAGAUUCUUCCCACUGACAGCCGAUGAGACCUCCAUUUUAACAUUUGAAAAUGCUAAAGAAGUUUAUCCAACUCUCUUCUCGAAAAUUAUAACACCUCUCAUGAAUUCACUCCUCAGAAAAUCUCCUGAAAACUUUACAGAACUCGAUAGAAAUGAUUUGGAAAAGAUGCUUACCAAGUUUUACGAGCACUGCAAGAUGAAUGAUGAAUUACUAUUUCCAGAGCUCAAAAAUGAUCAUACCAAACGUUGGAAUGCCUAUCGAAAAGUAUGGGGCGAAUUACGGAUGUUGCUAUUGUCACUAGGUUUUAAGGAAAGUGGAUUAGCUGUGAUGGAUCGAUUGUGGCCUCAAUUUUUCUUUGACAAGGCCCAAGGAGACUCUGACACUACCGGACGACGAGCCAAGAGAGUAGUCGAAGUGCAACGAGAUCGUUAUGGUAAUAUCAUCUUUCCAAUUCCAUUGGGAGCAUUGACAGUAUUGUCGCUUGGAAAAGUGGUCUACGAUCGACCAACUUUCCACACCGACAAGUACAUUUGGCCAGUUGGAUACAAGAGCACUCGAUACUAUACAAGUGUCAAAGACACAAACAAGCGUUGUUUGUACACGUGUGAAAUCAAAGACGGAGGAGAUGCACCAAUUUUUGUGUUGACCUCUGAUGACAAUCCGAACGAAGUCAUUGAGGCACCAAGUGCAACUGCUGCCUGGACUGCCAUUGUAAAACAAAUUAACAAGAUUAAGAGUGAGGAAUCUGGAAAGAGAGUUUUCACAAAUGUGAGUGGACCCGAAUACUUUGGUCUUGCUCACCCAACCAUUAUGAAGCUCAUUUCACAACUGCCCAAUGCAGAGAAAAUCAAUCGACCCAACGCUCCUCAUCAACCUGUGAAAGCUGAAUCAUCAACGAAUGAGCUACAGGAGAACAGUGACGAUGAGUUUUCAUCAGCAGUUAAUGCUGGUGGUGGUGGUGGAAUUUCAACGCCGACACCUAACGCACCAGGCUCAACCGGCAGUCACACACCAACUCCAACACUUCAUCCUUCUCAGUCUCAGACAAGUCUUGCUAAUACUUCUGCAGCUGGUGGUGGUGGCACUGGUGGUACGCCACAAUUAAGCGAUGGAGGUACCAGUGCUCAAGAUGCCGCAACUCAAUCAUCGAGUAAUGGCGCUACAGGUCCUGAUCUUUCAAAGAAACGUGCUAAACGAAAUGAAGCCGUGUUUUAUGAGCGUGACAUGGUUCGAAAUGAAAUUCAAAAAGUACCAUGGACACCAACCACUAAUUUACUUCAAUUCUAUGAGCAGAGAAAUCAAAAGCUUGUUGGAAAGGCUCUAGAUGGAGAAAGCGAAGGAGAAAAAGCUCUCUAUGCACAUUUAAAUCUUCACCAGAGUGAGAAAUCAAGAGACCAACCUUCCUCUUCCUCUACCUCAGGUAAUCAACACGGUCAUGCACAAGGUCAAUAUCAUGGCGGUGGUUCUCGACAACGAAAAUAUGGACAAAAGAGAAAAUUUGCACUCUAUCAGUAG
Messenger RNA from Naegleria fowleri, 3162 nucleotides. RefSeq lists its product as uncharacterized. Gene Ontology annotation, biological process: regulation of cell cycle. The coding region runs from base 1 to 3162 and encodes 1053 amino acids. NCBI's taxonomy places the organism in Eukaryota, Heterolobosea, Eutetramitea, Acrasida, Naegleriidae. Gene Ontology annotation, cellular component: nucleus. The transcript has 3 exons. The record is from RefSeq and is a predicted model, not a curated record.